Messenger RNA from Loa loa (African eye worm), 1281 nucleotides. RefSeq lists its product as hypothetical. The transcript is spliced from 10 exons. Gene Ontology annotation, biological process: extracellular matrix organization; proteolysis. Gene Ontology annotation, cellular component: extracellular matrix. NCBI's taxonomy places the organism in Eukaryota, Metazoa, Nematoda, Chromadorea, Rhabditida, Onchocercidae. The coding region runs from base 1 to 1281 and encodes 426 amino acids. Gene Ontology annotation, molecular function: metalloendopeptidase activity. The record is from RefSeq and is a predicted model, not a curated record.
AUGUCGCGCAAUUUGCAUGCAAAUGGCAAUGCUACACUUUUGCUCGAUUUAUUUUGCACUUAUCAAGCUAAUAUUAAUCAAAAUGAUAAAAAUAAUAAACGUUGGGAUCAUGCAAUACUCUUCACCGGGUAUGAUUUAUAUCAUGAUAAAAAUCAUACUUUGGCUGGUUAUACAUCUGCAAAUGGAAUGUGUAAUGAGAGAAAAAGUUGCACAAUAAGUGAAGGCCUUGAUUUUAGCGCUGUUUUCAUAGUUGCACAUGAAAUAGGCCAUAACUUAGGCAUGAAACAUGAUGGUGAAAAUGGCUGCAAUGAAUCAUGCUGUAUAAUGUCCACUUCAAUUGGUACUGGACGAACAUCUUGGUCAUCAUGCAGUGUUCAAGAGUUAAAUUAUUUUAUCGCUCAAUUGGAUAGAAAUGAUACAAUUGAAAAUUGUUUACGGAUAACCGAUAUUAGAUAUAAACGGAUACCGAAAAUUUUAGCCGGUCAAAUGUAUACAUUAGAUGAACAAUGUGUACAGUUUCAUGGAAUAUGCUGGAAACAUGAAAUUAAACAUGGAAAACAUAUCAGUGAUGUUUGUAAAAUGAUUUGGUGUAGUAACGGUGAAGGUAUCAUACGUAGUGCUCAUCCAGCACUUGAAUAUUCCUACUGUGGAUAUCAAAUGUGGUGUAUUGAAGGUCAUUGUGUACCGGUAAUACCGGAAGUUGUCAACCUACGUCAUGGUGGUUGGAGUAAUUGGAAGGAUGAAGGACAUGGUAAUUGCAUAACAGAAUGUGUUCCAUGUCAAAUAAGUGGACAAAUUAGAGUACGACGUUCAACAAGACAUUGUGACAAUCCUUAUCCACAUAAUGGUGGUUCAUAUUGUAUUGGUGAUGAUACACGUGGAAUUCGUUGUCAACAAGAUAAAUGUGAUGGAUUAACAAUUAAACAAUUUGCAACAAAAAGUUGUACCAAACUUCGUGAUAAUGGUGAAUUAUCAACAAAAAAUUUAACCGGAGAGGGAAUGCAAUACAGUGCUGAUCUCUGUAAAAUAUGGUGUUUCCUAUCGCAUGAACGAAUCCGGACAACAACCAUUUUUCCGGACGGUACACCAUGCGGUACAGAACAUUACUGUAUCAAAGGUCGAUGUAGGAAAUUGAACUGUAAUGGACGAGCAAUUGUUGAAUUGUCAUCACAUUGUCCAAAACGAAAUGAAAUAAUCCAAAAUGGUUCCAUGCAAUUGAUGCGAAAACAUGUCAAAAUUAUAAUUAAUAAUGCGACAAAUCAAUUAAUUAAACAAAGUUAG